Tympanuchus pallidicinctus (lesser prairie-chicken) is the source of this 8841-nucleotide messenger RNA. RefSeq names its product chromosome unknown C1orf167 homolog (gene CUNH1orf167). Lineage: Eukaryota; Metazoa; Chordata; Aves; Galliformes; Phasianidae. Bases 4316 to 8611 code for a protein of 1431 amino acids. The record is from RefSeq and is a predicted model, not a curated record. The transcript is spliced from 20 exons.
GUAAGCUUAAUGUAAACAUGUGGACAGUUCUGCAUGGAGAUGUGUGGGCAGUGGAGGUGAGUGAGGAAAGGAAGGACUGGUGAAUGGCAGGGGUGGCUUUGUGUAGUUCUGCACUGCAGUGGUGAGCUCUGGAACGUGGCAAACUAUAAAUUUGGAUCUUAUGCACAGCAAACCUGCCCUGCUGUGGCUAUCAGGGGGAAAUUCUUAAAAACAAAUGUUCAGCAGGUUUUGUUAGAAGAAGAAAAGAUUGUCAGCCUUGGCUGAAGGAAAAUACAAGUGCUGGGAAGAUCUGUGCUUUUCUGCAGCAGGUUCACUUUCAAAGUAUACAUCUGUUAUUUGACAAUUGCAUUUCUCUGACAAGACCUGCUGCUGUGUUGACUCUUCAACGACCAAAACCCUGUUAACCCUGCUCUAGCCCUUAGAAACGUACCAGAUGUAUCUUUAAAAGCAAGCAUUUUUCUCUCAGGUUUUGUCACUCUAAACAUUAGCAGAUGCUUCAUUCCCUUUACAGCAUGAGCAUUAUGGUGGCCUGCUGCUGUGCCUGGGCCAAUGUUGCUUAUGCUUGGAUGAACACCUGGUAGAUGCUGUAGAGCUGCAUUAAUCUGAUUUACUCUCCCAUGAUGAAGACUAGGUAGGCAGAGCUUGUUUUCUAUAAAGUGGCAGAGUGGACACAUUCAGUGUUUUACUGUUCUUCAGAACUGUGCAGUGUCAGUAUGGAUCCCUGAAUAAUGUGUUUAAACACUCAGGAGAGAGGCAGCUUUUUCUUCCCUAGACCUGUGGACCACAGACAAAAUGGCUGCUUUGAAUGCAGCACUUCCUGAGUUCCUGAGCAUGAACAUAUGGUUACAUCUAAGGAAACUCUUCCAAGCUGUUCUAAGUUGGAAAACAAAACAAAACACAGCCAAAUCUGUAUCAGUGCCCAUCUAGCUGAUGUGCUGUGUGCUUUCCUGCGGAGAGGUCAGCAGAUGUGAGGGCAGCACAGAGGAGCAAAGCAAGGCAGGGGUGUCAGUGCACUUGCUGUGAAUCAAGGAUGCCAACUCUGGGCAGUAAAGCAGAGACAGAUGACAAUAAAAACUGUGCCCCUUCCUGGCUUCUGAGGAAGAAAAACCAGCCGUUGGCGCCUCUCCCUCAGUGGCGUGGGGCUGAGGGCAGGGCAUGGCCCGGCGCAGGGAGCACCGUGCUCCCACCCAGAGCAUCACUGGCAGCCCGCGGGUGAAGAGGAGGAAACGGCGUCCUUCUCCGUGGAGCUGAGAGGGCGCUUUGAGCAGCAACACCCGAGAGAGGUCGUGGCUGAGCUGCCCUGCAGUGCCAGACCCCACAUCGUCUGGGCUGCCUUGAGAACGCUGUUCUAAUUAGCCGUGGGCGAGAGCCGCUUUCCCGUGGCCAUCUGCAGCCCUGGUGACAGGCGGCGUUGCUAAUCGGAGGGGAUAAGCUGCUUAGGGCAGCCCAGCUGGAGGGAGCUCACUGCUGGAGUUGGGAGUUGAAGGGGGACAAAGCAGCCGGUUUGCCCCUGCCUUCAGAGGAGCAGACAAAGAGGUGCUGAUCUGCCCCCCAGGUUCUGGCGAGGCCGAGCAGUAUGGCCAGCAGCCCUGGCAGUGAGUAAGUGUGUCAGCUGCUGGAGCAGUGACCGUCUUCUCUAUAUUUUGGGGAGGAGUGCUACGCCACGAGGCUCGAGGCCAAGCUUGCCGUAAUGGUGACGGUUUGGUUUGGGGGGCAGAAGUCUUGUUUCUGAGGCAUUCUGUGCUGUUGGUUCUGUGAUUGGAAGCGUGUUGGUGUGGUAUUGAACCAAUCGCUGGUUCCAACUUGGAACAUGAGCCUCGGUCAGCAGGGGUGGGAAGAAUGGAGUUGUCUGUGCAGUACUUGUGUUUGUCAUUUAUCUUCCUCGAUAUCAUAAUGCUCGAGUGGUGCUCACUUGAAAGAGCUUUAUUUGCUUCCCAUCGGCUGUGCUAUUUACUUUGCUUGUAGUACAGAAGUAAACUGAUCAGCUUAAUUUUUGUUUGCAGAAUUGGAUUGAUUUUGGGUUUUAAUGCAUUAGCAUCAUGCUACACGCGUUAAAUGCUUACAGGCAUAAAAGCUCUUAUGGAAUCCAUUGGUUGUGGAUUUCUGCAGUUUGCAAUAUGCUGUUUGCCUUGUGGCCUUAGAGGGAAUUUUAAAAGGCACUUCAUAAAAUCUUAUUGCCUUUCGAGUAGGAUUAAAUACUGCUUAUAAGUGGCUACAGUAAGGUCUGAAUGGUAAUCACAGAAAGGACAACACACAUGAGUUUUAAUGGAGGCUUUCUCUUUCAGGUCUCAGUGAGACCAAAAUUAGGGAUAUGUCAGGUGAAAAACAACUCAAAUCAGCAUGGCAAUGUAUUGAGUAUUCUCAAUAUUGAGAAUAUUGAGAAAGAACUGCUGAAGUGAAAAAACAACAGAGCAACCCAGAGCCAAAGUUCCAGAUGUUCAUGGAACAAACCAGAGCUGAUAAGUUUGACAAUUCCAAACCCUUUGUAAAACUUCUGUGCGAUAUCUUUGGUUGGGUGUUCCUGGGAUGCAAGGAGAGCUCCUGCAGAACGCCAUUCUACAUUUUGAUGUUACAGUUGGUUGCAGUGAGAGAUGCCCUAAAGAAGGUAGCAGUGCUUUGUCUGCUCGCUCUGUAAGUUGCCAACUUCUACUUGGCUUGAAAAAAAACAAAAACAGUGCAUUUGGUGAGAUUUGAAAGGCAGAAACACCAGUUCCCAAGGAUAAUUGCAACACUGCACCAUGACCUGCUGUCCAUUUGGCAGUCCCCACCUUGUGGUAGUUACUGAAGGAGUUUAUAUGGCUGCUUGCAGCCAGGGAUGUCCAAGGCUCACAUACUUUGGAAACAAUGCCACUUGAAUGGAGACCUUCUGCUACUUGAGUGUGUUUGAAAAAGAUGGUGGGCAUUUAUUUCCUGCAGUCUUUUAUAUGUUGGCUGUUUGGGCUUUUUUUUCUUCUCUUUUUUUUUUUUAAAGAUGAUCUAGCUGCGUGUCUUUUUCACCCCAUCAAUUUCAUUUUUUAGAAGAGGAUUGGCAAAGAAUGCUUGGAAUGACAGCAGUUGGCAUUUGCAUUUAAAAUUUGAGGGAAUGAAAGCACAGUUCCCUUGAAUGGCACUUACUGCUGUUAUCCACAACUUAAGGAUCUGUUCUGCAUGAGAUCUAUGUGUGUAACCAUCUGACUUAGUGGCUAGACUGCAAAUUAGGUCUCCCAUGUAUGUUGUAAUUCUUCCAAAUUGGGGGACAGUGUCACUUCUCUGCAUGUUUAAACACGGUUCUGUCCUGUAGUGUGGAUAAGGAGAAACUGCCCUAUGUAGCCUUCAGCCUUUGCAGGGCUGCAACACAAUUUGUGGAUGAACCUGAAAUUGACACACAGUUAAACAGUACCUUAAGUCCAGGCAGCACCAUUGCUAGCAGCCAUGGAGAAAAUGGGCAUGGAGGAGAUGUGAAUUUGAUUUCUGAUCAAUGAAGAGAGGGUAAUCAUUGUAAUCCAGAUGGAACCAGGUUGCUCUGACUUGUGUUUGUUUUAAAGUCUUCCAGCAGUUUUGUUGCAGAUUAAGUCUUUCCCUUCAGUCAUUCCUGCUCUCGGUCGUGAUUGUCUGCUGACAGCAGGAUGGAUAUAGUGCCAUAUUACUUCCAGGAUUAAGGCUGGUGGACCAGGGACAAAGAGACUUAGUAGGAAAGUACCCAAAGCCUGUGGCAAACGAGGGAAGAUGGGUCAAGAAAUAGGCAUGCUCCUUUGUUUAUGUUUCUUCUUGUUUUUCUUCAGAGCAAAGAAUCUUUCAGAAGGAUGUGAAUGUUGAUCUGUAUUCGGGUGCGAGAAGUUGAGCAGAUAUUUCUCAUCACUGGCUUGAAGCUGCUGCACUCAGCGUAACUCCCAGGCAGACAGAACAGGGCUGGCUGUGCACCUCAUCGCAGUCAGCUGGGCAGAGAGAGCCCAGACUGCUACAGACUGACCUCUCCUGGCCUUCUCAGCUGUUCCAGGAUACCACCAGUCAGUUCUCCAGAUCCUGCUCCCAGCUGCAAAAUAAUCUCUACUCUAAGCUGCAGCAGCACAGCUCGAAGCACGUGGCUCACAGGACUCCUCAUCUUGCUGUGUCCACACUUCCUGCUGCAGAACUCCCUCAGGGACACUGUCACCUUGAGGCUUGUAGCUUAGAAGGGAGAAGGAAUGAGAAUUUUGGCCUUCCUCAGCAGCACAGUCAGAAAGCAAAGGCAGCUGGUAGCUGCUCUGUGCCUACUGCUCAUCAUCACUGUUUAGAAGGAAGGAAUAAGAACAGUGACUAUCCAGUGGAAAAGCAGCAGCCACCUGCUGUGUCUUGUAUGGAUACUGGGAACCCUUCGCUGGUCAAUACACCUUUGCCAUUUCAUGCUGUAGAUUGCCCUCUUAGGCACAAAUUAGUGUUGCGUAUUUCCUCAAGGAGCUCAAGGGAAAGCAUCAACACUUGUAGUUCAGCCCUGACUUCAGGUGAUCUCAGUCCAUCUAAUUUGGAGUCUCUUCAGCCUAUUUUGCAGUCCUCACAAAUUUCUGCUGCUUUGUACUGUUCAAUCUGGAGGCUGAAGCAAGAAAUUGCUUUCAUGGGGAGCCGGGCCUCCCUUCCUCUGGAGCCCAAGUCUUUUCCAGUCAGUGGCAGUUUGUGCUUUGCUCCUGAUGAUCCAGCUCCUACUAUCCUGAGCACAGGAGAACAGCUAGCUGGAGCAAAAACUAGUGCUGCUCAGGCAAGAUUGAGAUGGAGCAUUCCAUUUGCUAAAGGCACGAGCCUUGGUGCAGUGACGAGGGACUUUGGGCACGCUGAACCCCUCUCUGUCUCUCACAGAUGCAGAUACAUUGACUCGAGCAUGUGGAGAACCAAACUUUCAGGUGGCAUCCAUCCAGAUAGGCUGUCUGCUGGGAUGGGCUCUGGCAGGCUUGUGGAUACAGAAGAUUCUUCCAACGAUUGCUCGCCUUAUUUCAGAUGCCAGUCCCAGCCAAAGCCGACUCUGGAAACUGGUGGGUUUUAUGUUCAUACAAGAAAUCAUUCAUGUGAAAGGGUUCUUAAAGCAGAAGGGACAUCUGGUGAGGCAACCCUAUGUGCUAUGCCUUGGACAAAAAACCACCCUGAGGGUCAGCACUUGUCACUGGAAACGUGGUUGGCUGGGACUCAGAUGAACGUUGGCAUAUCCAUGUAUGGGACUCCAAGAGAAGUGUGUGUAAGAGUCACUUCUGGAGAUCAAGAGUUUAGGCCAGUACAGCAGCUUAGCAUUAAAUCUGUAGAAGUCAAGAACCCCAAACCUCCUGUUGAGUCCAGCAAAGGCUUAGAAGAGGUAUGUGACUGUAGAUCUCCAGCAGCCAGCAGGAUGGCAGUGGGGGGCAGCCAGUCCAGCCUCUUCAGCACUCAGGUUGGAAAAGACAUUGGUGACUGUUCCAACAUAGAACGUGUGAAUGCAAACAGAGAAGAAAGGAGAAACAGACACUUCCAGCAAAGCAGAUGGAGGAACUGGGAAGCUCCUGACCACCGUGAAGAACCUUGUGUAGAGAAGAGUGCCAAAGAACCACGGUGCUGUGAAGAAGGGAGCCAGACACAGGAAGCUGUGCCCAGUGAGGUGUCGGAGAACAGCUGCUGGUCUCCAAAGGUGAAUGAGCAAAGUUUCCAGCACUUACUUGACAGACAAAUGGUAACUAGGUGUUUCCAUGCCUGGAGGGACCACGUCAGCUGGAAGAAGGCUGCAGCAAGGCAGCAGCAGCCUCAAAAGGCCCUCAGUGCUUUUGGCUUGGUAGCCCAGCAAAGAUGUGCCUCAGCUCUUUUAGCUGCCAGCUUCCACAAGUGGAAGGAAGCUGUGACAAAACAGAGCCAAAAACAAGCUGCACAGUCUGAGUCAUAUUCAUGUACCCAAAGUUCAUCGGUGGGUUUUUCUGGAAUAGGAAGAUUAGCAACUAUGACAACCUCAGCUCAGCACCAGCUUACAGAAGGAUACAUGAAGGAAGCUGAGCAGGCUUGUAGGGUGGAGAGAGAACUGUGGACACAGCUUCAUCGCAGGCAGAGAGGAGAUGAGUUCUGCUGGAGAGCUCAAGCAAUAAGAGAUGUGAGGCGCCUAGCUGCAGCUUUCAGACUGUGGCGCCUUCAGAAGGAGCUGCUGAGCAAUGAGGAAGGCAGGCUGCUGGAAGCACGUGCCCUGAUGGAAAAGAAGCGGCUACAAAACAUUUUCCAGGUGUGGCAGUCCCGAUACUUGGAAAAGAAAAAGAUUUUAGGGCUGACAAUUCGGAUCCAAAGGAAAUUGGUCUCCUGGUGCUUCAGUGCAUGGAAAGAGGCUGUUGAGCUAAAGGCUUAUUACAAGAGCAGCCUGACACAUCUCAGAGUAGAAUCAAUGAAGAAAUACUUCCAGCAGUGGUUUCAGAUGCUGCGGGUCAGAGAAAGCAAUAAGCAGGCAGUGGUGAACCUCCUCCUCCUGAGAUGGAGGCAGCAUUAUGGACCAGCUGUAAGCUCAGUAUCUCACAGAACUACAACAGAAGGUGAUGACAGCUGGCCUUGGUGGGCUGUAGUGCCAAAGUUUCCUGAGAAAACAGGUUCCUCUCUUGAUGACUUCUGCCUAAAGAUGAAACUCCAGAGAGUGUAUCUGUUGUGGAAGGAGAGGCUGUACGAGCACUGCAGAGCUGAUUCUUUCUCUCAGGCUUUGGAGGAGCGUAGACUCAGAAAAGCUCUGAAAUUGUGGCACCAGAAGUAUCUCAUGCUGAAGACAAACAAACAAAGUCCUCAGCACUCUCACAGGGCUGUCUAUGAAGAACCUCUUGCUGUGCUGUUUUGUGAGGAACGCUCAACAUCUUCUGGCUUCCACAGCAGUGCUGCAACUACUCUUGCCUCUCAAAGCUCACUGGAAAAGGAAUACAGUUUUAGUGACAGCAGCCAGCAGAGCUGCUCCUCCAUUCUGACUGCUGAGGAUGUGCCAUACCUGCCCUAUUACAAUUCUUUCCUGCAACUACACCAAUGUGCAGAGCUGCCAGCUGAGCUGGGUGGGGAGCUGUGCUUGCAGGCUUCCUUUCCUCCAUGGAGGACUAGAUCUGGAGAAAAUUGGUUUGUGGGAGGUCAGUUCCAGUCUUUGGCACUGCAGAGUGCAGACAGUGAUGUCCAGCCUCUUGUCAGUUACUCUACAUGGGAAGAGGACUGCAGCUCUGAGAAGGAGGUGGAGAGUUCCUGGCACCAUGUGGAGAAAUGCUGCCUGGAGAAGUACUUCAUCAUCUGGUCCACUCGAACUCAGCAACUCACAAAGGCCCAGCAGUACUGCAGGCUUCUGCAGCUGUCUCGAGCCUUUCUCAGAUGGCACCACUGGGCUGCAGAGAACAAGAACCAAAAAGUAGCAGCAGCCCUUAAAUACCAGCUUAAUUGCUGCCGGGUGGUUUUCAGCUUGUGGAAGAAGAGACUGGUCCAGAAAGUGGAAGCUGACCAGAGAUUCAGGAGUCACCUCCACCAGAUGACUGCUGAUGCUCUUUGGCGUUGGCAUUCCUACUGUCAAAGGAAGUGUAACAUGAAGGAGCUGCAGCAGAGAUGGGCUCAGCAUAGCUGCCAGGAGAAGAAGAGAUUGAUCCUGCAGACGUGGCGCUGCCAAACAAGGCAGCUGAAAAAUGCUGCUUUAUUCUGGGAGCGUCUCCUCCUGCACAGGUGCAUAGUCAUCUGGGCCCAGGUCACUGCCUGCAGACUGAGGCAGCAAGAAGCCCUCUGUUAUUUUAGAAGGGUCAGAGAGCAGCAUCUUCUAGAAGUGAGUUUUGCAGAAUGGAGAGUGAAGUUCAUGACAGCUAAACAGCAGUUGCUGGGAGAGGAGAAAAGCCACACGUGGCAUGGAUGUUCUCAAGCUAAAGCCUGUCAGCGCUGGCGAUUGGCCUCAAGGGGACAGCAAGCCCUGCACUUGGGGUCUGUGGCCACUGUGAAACAGGCCUGCAACUAUUGGACAAAAGCAGCUGCCUUUUCCCAGUGCUCACGGCAAUGCAGUACCCUGAUAGGUGCUAGGAAGAGCAAGAAGAUGUCCUUGUCUUUGUCCAUAAAAAGCAGAGGAUGCAGAGAGAAAGGCUCAGCUCCAGCUGCUUCCCUUGGGUUUUUUCCCAGUGCUGUUCACCGCUGGCUGGUGAUCUACAGAAGCCAAAGGAGGACUGAAAGGCUGCUGCUCCCUCAACAGCUAGAGAGACAUGAUUUGGUAGGACCUGUCCCUGGGAACAAAGCAGAGGUGGACUCCGAUGAAUGGAAUGACAAUUGGCUUGGGAGGAAGUACCUGAGGUGGUGGCAUCACACGGUGACGCUGCGCCGGUGCCAGCGUGCCAGGAGGCUGCGCAGUCUGGCAAGGGGUUGGCAGCAGUGGAAAGAAGCCAGCAGGGUGGUGAUGCUGGCACAGGUGUUGGACCAGCAGCGGCUGAUAGAAAAGGCCUGGAGAGCAUGGAGACGUCGGUAUUUACAAAGCUGUGUAGUGCAGAGGUUUCUGGAGGUUGAAGCCAGAAGCCUACUGUCUGAGGCAUUUGGAAGAUGGCGUCAGCUCACAGUGUUCCAACUCAAGGACAGAGGACACUGCCUGCAGCUGCUCAUUUCAGGAGUGGAGGAUACAGCUGGCAGUCACAACAAAGAGCUGGUCUCCUGCAAUCUAGAAAGCAGUUCAUGACCUACCUGUGUGAUUAAAAACAGUGCUGCAAGCCCAAAGCAUGGUGAUAGCCAGAGGACAACCAGGAAGAGGUGAUAUCCAGAGAAAGGUCUUAUUUAAGGACUGAUAUUCUGCCUCCCUACUGCACAAACUUGAGAACUUGCUUAAUGCUUUUGUUGUGAGGUUGCAUUCCCUUUUCUGCUAGAGCCUGAUUUUGCUGGAGUUCUGAUUAAAAGUCAAAAAAUACUUUA